Molecule: messenger RNA, 3994 nt
Organism: Echinops telfairi (small Madagascar hedgehog)
Lineage: Eukaryota; Metazoa; Chordata; Mammalia; Afrosoricida; Tenrecidae
Product: RNA-binding protein 4B
Exons: 2
Coding region: 8-1084 (358 amino acids)
Biological process (GO): mRNA splicing, via spliceosome
Cellular component (GO): cytosol; nuclear speck
Molecular function (GO): mRNA binding; zinc ion binding
Source: RefSeq, a predicted model, not a curated record
UGUCAGGAUGGUGAAGCUGUUCAUCGGCAACCUGCCCCGGGAGGCCACCGAGCAGGAGAUCCGCUCGCUCUUCGAGCAGUAUGGGAAGGUGCUGGAGUGCGACAUCAUUAAGAACUACGGCUUUGUGCACAUAGAGGACAAGACGGCGGCCGAGGAUGCCAUCCGCAACCUGCACCACUACAAGCUGCACGGCGUGAACAUCAACGUGGAGGCCAGCAAGAACAAGAGCAAAGCGUCCACCAAGCUCCACGUGGGCAACAUCAGCCCCACGUGCACCAACCAAGAGCUCCGGGCCAAGUUUGAGGAGUACGGGCCGGUCAUCGAGUGUGACAUCGUGAAGGACUAUGCCUUCGUCCACAUGGAGCGGGCGGAGGAUGCCGUGGAGGCCAUCAGGGGCCUUGACAACACCGAGUUUCAAGGCAAACGCAUGCACGUGCAGUUGUCCACCAGCCGGCUGCGGACUGCGCCCGGGAUGGGAGACCAGAGCGGCUGCUAUCGGUGCGGGAAAGAGGGGCACUGGUCCAAAGAGUGCCCCGUAGACCGCACAGGCCGAGUAGCGGACUUCACGGAGCAGUACAGUGAGCAGUACGGGGCAGUCCGCACACCCUACACCAUGGGCUACGGGGAGUCUGUGUACUACAACGAUGCCUAUGGAGCCCUUGACUACUACAAGCGUUACCGGGUGCGCUCAUAUGAGGCAGUGGCAGCGGCCGCAGCGGCCUCGGCAUACAACUAUGCGGAGCAGACCGCAUCCCACUUGCCUCAAGUCCAGAACACAGCUGUGAGCAGUCAGCUCAACUCCACUUCCGUUGACUCUUAUGACAGACCCCUGCUGCCAAACUCGAGUGCGGCUGCCACUUCAGCUGCUAUGGCGGCUGCUGCCACCACAUCAUCAUAUUACGGAAGGGACAGGAGCCCCCUGCGCCGAGCUGCAGCGGUUCUCCCCACGGUUGGCGAGGGCUACGGUUACGGGCCAGAGAGUGAGCUGUCUCAGGCGUCAGCCGCUGCACGGAAUUCUCUGUAUGACAUGGUUCGGUACGAACGGGAGCAGUAUGCAGACCGAGCCCGGUACUCAGCCUUUUAAAGACUGGAGGUGAGAGCGGGUAGGGUGUGCUUCCGAGUCCGGGUGGUUUUCUGGAAAGAGACCCAGGUUUGCUAGAGGAAGCUAGAGCCGUCUGUUUGCGGCCAGGACUAUAUCCAGAAGGCCCGAUUAUAGUCUUACAUUUUAGCGCAAGCCUGAGGCUCGUGCAGCCUUUGAGAUUUGUGUGUGUGGCUCUAACCAGAUUACUACUUUGGAGUGAAUAACAGACACAGUCUGUCAGUGAAAAUAGCAUUCUUUAACCAGGUAUGCACACAUCUGGGUUAUAGACCAAUAAGUAAGAGAACUAACAUUUGCAGAGUACCUGGUGUUUUUUUUUUUUCCCCUCCCUUACAGGUGAGAGAACCAAGGCUUGUAGAGGUAAAUUAUUUUGCCCAAAUUCAUUUGCUAAUCCAGAGGUAGCAUCGAGCCUCCAAUUCCAGGCGGGCUACUUCCCAAACCCCUGCUCUUUCCACUGCAAGAUCAUGGGUGGUGUAGAGAGUCCGGGUUUGAGAGUUAGGAAUAAAGGGAGAAUUUAAAUUUUAGACCAUUUGCUGGUAAAAUCACUUCCUGAGUCAGGAGUCUUUUUUUUUUUAACCAAAGGAGCCUAUUCUUACACCAUUGAUGUACAAGCCAAAGAAAAUCCUGUUGCUUAGCUUGGUUCAUUUCUAAGAGGCUUCCCUGAGAGUUGGCUGUUUGGGUGCCUCUGCCCCGGGGGAGCCCCUUCUUUAGUGGUCACCCAGAGGCCCGAGUUCUGCACAGCCACCAUGUUCUCUCCGCACGUUAUACUUCCAUUUCUUCCAGCCUUUUUCCUUUGAGGAGCAUUUAAGCAGUUCAAACGGGUACUUUUUUAAUGUGUAUAAAACCCCAUUCCUGGUGACCCUGAAUAUUUUGUCUCCUACUUUAGGAAAUGUAUUCCAAAGGUGUUGACAGGCCAGGAAUAACUAGGAUUUUUAGGAGACCGAUAGUAAAUCUCUUCAUCUGAGUGAAAUUAGCUCAGGAGUUUAUACUCCCUCCCGUGGAUUUUCUUGUAUGUUGAAAUUGAGGUAGCAUUGUCAGCCGAGUUACCAAUGUUCCUAACUCACCCCUCUUUGGUUUAAGUGUAGAAGAAAAGAAAAUCAUUGAAAUGUGCCCUUUUGUGCAACAUGAAAACAAGUGUGGUAUGAACCUGUGGUCAGUUGACAUCCAGGGCUGUGACGAGGACUGGGGAUCAGCGGCGGCCAUCAGCAGUGUGUGUGUUGCAGUCUUGACCUUCCAUGGUUUGCUUUGUCAUGUAUGCUUUGAAUGCAGCUGGAUCUGCCACGGAGAAAGAUAAGCCUCGGAAGUAAGAUGGUAUCACCCGUUCGAUAACAUCUAUUUCUCUCACAUGUUUAAUUUUAAUAUUGAGUUAGUAUUUUUGUGGUCUGUUAGGGUACUUUAAAGUGAAUGUUGGCUGCGGGCAAUGGCUGUUAAAGCUAACCUCUUUAGUGGUGACUCCUAAAAAACUUACCUUCCAGGUGUGAACAUCAAAGGGACUGAAUAACCGUGGGUUGUUGCAGUCCCAGGAGCCAGGAUGAAACACUCCACAACUCUUGGGGAGCCAAAUUCCAGUCUCACCCUAGCAGAACGGAUCCAAGAGCAUGGCAACUUUUGAAGUCGAUUGGCACAGAUGCAGACCAAGAUUGGCCCUUUGUAAUAAGUAGAGGGACUUGGUGUGAGUCCACUUUGGGAUUCCCAUCAUCAAUGGGAGAAUUAGGAAGCGUUUGCAGUGAUUUCAUCUUUUGAUUUGGAAAGGGAGAUGUGGCCAGUUAGGAACACCAGGGGGACCAGGCCUCUCUCUGCCUCCGACUGAAUGGUGUACAGGUGCGGUAGAGUUCAGUAAAUGAGCUCUCCUGGAUACCCUUUGCUUUGUGAGUUUCAUUUCUGAAAACUUGCUGUGGAAGAUGAAGUUUAAAAAGGCAGAGUAGUGCAUUUGGCCAGUUUUUGAGAUCUGGGCGUCUUCCUGCUUUUCUUGGACCCCAAAAUUAAAAUUGUGGUUCUUUAUAAUGUUCAUCCGUUCUUUGUUACAGCCAUGGUAGCUCUAUUAACGGGGGGAGGGGGGGACUGUAAAAAGAUGGAUAAGAAAAUCAGAACACCACAGUCUUCCAGAGACUGUAGCUGUGUGUAGAGGCCUCUCUACUGAUGAGUAGCUUCCUGGGUAAUUACAGGAGUUAGUGGUCGAGCCACACUCAACGUGGUUUUGCCUGCUUUCGUUUCCCCCUGGCAUACAGGACGGGACCAGGGCCCCUGUUCUCGGAGCCGAGCCGCCCCCUGGCAUUGCGUAAGCCUCUUGUGUUGUGCUCUCUUUCAGGUAGGAUAAUUGCGGACUGAACCCUCGGGCUGCGAUCAUAAUAUGAGAGCUUGCUCCGCGCGGUCCCCUUUGCCGGGAUGUUUCCAUUGCUUCAUGUUUCAGUAAACAAAGGAGUUUGUGACCAACUAUGUUUUCUCUCUUUAAUUCUUCUAAGUUGACUUUUCUUUCUUCCUGAUACUGGUCUCUGUAGCCUCUCUCUGUUCCUUACACUGUCAAGCCUCUGAGCAGCUCUAGGUAAGGAUUGCGCUACCUACCCCCACUCCCCUUUCUGCCACUAGCACCCCGCCGGCCGCGCAGCUUGCUUCCCUUGGGAGGUGAGCCUGCUUCCCUGCAACCACACCUGUCCUUUUCAAAUGACCGUGUGGUGGCCACCAGCCAUCCUCUCCUCUGUUCCCUCUGGAUCCUUUCUGACACUAAAGCUAAUCUGAAAUUGCUAGGACCAUUGGGGGCCUGGGUGGGGUCUUGGGUUGUUUUGUUUUUUAUGUCUGACUUGUGAUCGUGGUGCAGCCUUUGCUGAAAUUCAGCCUUGUUUUCACUCCACUUCCCCUCCCUCCCCUUUUUGACAAAUAAACGUUUCUAACACUUGA